CAGGGGCAGGGUGAGGCGAGUACCUUCAUUAGGAGGACGCCGGGAGCCGUGGAGGGGCGUGAUCUGGUCAAAGAUGUUUGAAAAUAUCCCGAAGUAUCGCUCUGCGGAAAACAAGCUAGGUUGGGGUGGAAGUGAUGAGGGUGGAUGUAGGGAGACCAGUGAGGGGGGCCACAAACCCCAGGAAUGUUGUGGAGGUGGCUGUACCUGAACAGUGGCAGGAGGGGUUGAAGAGUGGGUAAUUUGUUAAAUUCUGGGGAGGUUUUGAAGGUAGAACCAAUGGAAUUUUCUGCUGCGUCAGUUAUGACUGUAAGUGAAAAAGGGGUUUGAAGGAAUACCCAAGUCUUGUUUUGCUUUUCCCCUGAACGUCUGAAAAAAUGGAAGUGGGUAAGUUGGAGCAGGGACACCUUUCAGGGGGAGCAGGAGUUGGACUUUGGACGUGGUAAAUCCAAAGUGUCGUAACAGAGGUGUCACAUGGCCAUCUGGAGGUGCUGGUCUGGAGUUCUGCUGAGCACGUUGGGCUGAAGACCUCUGAAGAAUGAGGCCUCAAGUCAGAUUUAGGGAGAGAAUAUGUUGCUUUAUGUGGUCCCUGAGGUGAGAGAUUGGAGUGCAAGGAAGAAGGGGUGAACAUCUCUAAGAUUCCCUCCAGAAAGGAGAGGUCCUGGAAUAUGAAGGGGAUAUGGCGGGUGUCAUCAGGAGGAGAGGGCUGUAGGGUGUUAGGAGCCUGAUGAGAGAUGGGGAUCAAGGUGUAAACUGCUGUAGAUCUGCUACCCUGUGGACUCGGUGUGCCCCCUUAGGCACAGCCUGUGGAGAGGGAAAGUCUGCCAGGCUAGUGGAGCAGCCCCACCCCAAACCAGAGCACUGGUACAUCAGUUCCCCCGCUCCCCAGGUCAGAAGAAAUAAUGAGCAUCUCUGAUGAAGGGCCACCAGUGUGCUCCCCUUCAGAGGAGUAUGCUCCAGUUAGGCUGGUUUGGUGAAAGGACUUGUGUAUACCUGCUAAGUAUACAUAAGGACGCAGUUACAAAUUAAGAAUGUUUAUACCAAUGCUUAAUAAUCAACUGAAGUGUUUGCCUUUAAGUAUUUGAUUACAAUGGAAAGUCUUAAUGUUUUCUUAAAAAACAAACCCGGAAUUUAAAAGAACUUAUUACUUCAUUUGCACCAAAAACAUUUGCAAGUAGGAGGUGACACUAAGGUCUGAGUAUCUGAAGUUAGACAACAUAAAAUCAUCCUCACCAAAGGGCAGGGCUUAGGGGAACAGUUUAGCCAGUCAGACCCCAUUGUGGUAACCUGCCACUCCCUGCUCCCUCUUCCUGCCAGGUUGCUGUGGUGACAGAAGGGCUUAUGAGCCCUACAGAGGUGCGUGCAAAGUGUGGAGGUCCUCAGUCAACCCAGCCCACCUCUCCGUAAUCUUGGCAACCCAGUAUGGUGAAUAGUAGUGUCUUUGGAAUUGCAACCUACCCUUUUGCCUGCCAUUGGGUUUGGGGAUCCUGUUGUUACCGUUGGUGUUGUGCCGUGAAAACCGUUCUGGGAGCAUAUGGAAGGGUUUCCAUUUCCAGCAAGCAACGGGAUGAACUGUGAAACUGUCUGAGGCUCGGAAACCAGCAUGCGCAAAUGCAUGACUUGAGACUGAACUGGUUGUGUUCAGAAUCUCAGGUCUCCAUUAUGUCUGGUGAUGAGAGAGCGGGAGGCAGGAUUCAGCUCUGGAAUGGCAGCCUGUGGAGCUGGGCCUCUGUUCUGAAAGUGGCAGGAGCCAUGGAAAGUUUGGAGCAGAGAAGGGAGUGAUCUGAGUCUGGUCAUAACAGGCUUUCCCUUGCUACACAGUGAAGAAAAGACAUGGGAGUGAGGAAAGAGGACUGUUGAUGAUGGCUGAACCAGACUGGUGGCCCCGAGGGUGAGAGACAGUGCUUGGAUUCUGGUGGAAUUUUUGUUUGUGUUUGUUUUUGUUUUUAAAGUAGGACCAGCCAGGUUUUCUGAUGUGGAGGAUGAGAGAAAGAAGGGGAAGAGUCAGGGAACACCCCACAGUUUUUGGUCUGAGAAGACAUAAGGAAGAAUAAAAUCCUCAACUGAGAUAGUGAAGUUGAUGGUGGGAGUAACUUUCAGAGGUAACUUACAUCAGGAGUUAGGUUUUGAUCAUGUUCAUUCUUUGAUGUUCCAAAGACAUCUGAGUUGAGAUGUCAUGGACACAGGGGUCUGGCGUUCAGAGGAGGGAUUCAGAUUGGUGACAGCCACACGGGGACGGCCAGUCUGUGGAUUAGGGUAGAGCUGUGUGUCAGAUUUAGAGAAAGAACCUUGAGUCAUGGUGGCAGUGCCAUUAGGAGUCUGGGAAGCGGGUGAGCCAGUAGAGUGGAAGUAGGAGUUACCUGAAAGGCAAGCGGGAGGUUAGUCUCCAUGGUGGGCGGAGAAAAUAGGUCCUGGCAGUUGAUGGAGCCUUCUGAGGAGAAAGCAGACACGGGAUGGACACGGGUAAAGGAGUCAGAGCAGAUGGAAGCGAGACCAAAGCUGGUGCUCAUUGCCCUCCCUGUGUGCUUCCAGGGUUGUUGUGGUCACCUUUGGCGGGACCUGGGGAGUUCCAGCCGGGCUGGCAGAUUAGCUCAGGCCUAAAUGGGGUCAGCCGGGGGUAGAAGGCCAGUGGGUGUGGACUCUGAGAGUUUAGCGUUAGGUUUAGUGGUAAGCCUGUGACUGAUGAGGGUAUGUAGCAUUACCAGCCAACAGCAGAAAGUGGAAAAGGGCCGACUCUAUCUGAUAAUCUGCCCGUUGUUCGGCAUUCCUGAGGUUGAAUCGAGGAAGGAAGAAUUUAAGAGCUGAGUUCAGAAAUACCUAUGGCAGUGGGGGCCAUCCACUGGUGCGAUCCUGGGUGCAUUAACCAGUCAUUAUCUGGGUGAUGCAUGCAGAUGACGUCUGGGGGUGCCUAUGCUGUGAGCCUCCGUGUACAUGAUGGAGGUGUGGUCUAAAGAGUGGUGUGUAUGUGGAAGUGAAAUCUGAAUUCAUGUCCUGGGGGCUCUGGUACUGAGGGCUUUAGGGGGAAUGUUGAGCUCAAAUUUGUGUGUGGGGGAGGCAUAAGCUCUGGACCCCGUGGGAACUAGCUGGCAGGAGAAGGGUUGGUGUUUGCCUGCCAGGCCCAGACUCUGUAGUGUCUGUCUGUCCACUUGUGUUCUAGGCUGGACAAAAUGAUUAAUGGGAAAUGAGGAAGGAGCAGGCAUCAGUCACACAAGGGCCUGCUGUCUUGUCUUGGGGAGCUGGGAAGGAAGGGGAAUGCAUGUGGAUAGACUGGGAAUCCUGGGGAGAGAGGCUGCCCUGGCGUUCGGUCAUUCCCUUCAUGCAGGGUCAUGUGGUUUUUGAGGAUGUGUCUGCGUUUUUCCUGGGAGCUGUGGGGGCUCCUUGAUGAGGCUCAGAGACUCUCCUGUCACAGUGCAGUGCCUUCUGUGCUGUGCUCGUACAGCCCUCCUGAAGGCCCUGCACAGCUCAGUGUUCUGGGCUGUGUUCUGCUCUUCUCCCCCCGCUGAGGUCGCCGUCUCCUUCCUAGGCUGGACUGUAGGCACACGCAUCACACACACACAGAUUGCGCAGGUCCUCCGGGUGCCCGGGCUCGGCUGUGCGCACUGCCUCCUCCGCUCCUCAUGCUGCCCAACUUCUGUGGCUCCAGACUUGCCAGGAACGAUUUGAGGGUCAGGAGUCUUGUGGUCCGCCCAGUGGGUACCACCCUGCCUGGCCUGUUCUGGGUGGCUGGCCCUGUCUACAUUCAUGAUACCUCUGUGCUCUGGGUUCUUUCCCUUCCUUUUAAUUGACAUUCCCGUGAGCCUACCUGUGUAAUGAACUACAGUCACAGUCACUGCUUGUGGGUCCCAUUGGGCUGUUCCUUCAAGACUUUCAUUUCGUAAUUCUUAGUUUUCUCUCAACCUCUCAUGGGUGGGCUGCCCUAGACCAGUGCUUUCCCACUCACUUGCCCUGUCUGUCUUCUGUAACUUGUAUUUUCUAGAUCCUCUGUGGUUGCCGAACUGUAGCAGGAGAAAGAACUCUGAGUGCCUGAUUGAGAUGUCACGACUCUAGCCAUCGGAGAAGGGACUAGCACGGGCCUGGUAGUUGGCAUGGAGUGGAGAAUGAAAAGGCAUCUCCCGCGCAGAGCAUUUCUGUGUGAGUGACACGUGCUCAUACGUCCAAGGCAGGUGCAUCAGCCCAGAUGGCUCACCCUUGUGAGUUAUGUGGCCCCGUCUUGAAAGAUAUUUUGCACCUGGAUGAACAUCAGGAAGCACACCAUGGACUGAAACCUUACACUUGUGGGGCAUGUGGGAGACAAUUCUGGGUCAGUGCAAACCUUGAUCAGCACCAAAAGCUGUACAGUGUAGAGAGACUCUUAAAAGGAGACAAAGGCAAGACCUCGUUUGUGAAGAACUACAGAGUUUGUGAAGAACCCCUCCUGCAAGAGAAGCCCUUUGCAUGUGAGCAGGAGCAGAACUUGCAGGCCAGUUUGGGCAGUCACCAGCAAAAGGCCACCCGCAGCAGAAGGAAGACGAGGAGCACUGAGAGCGAGGAAGCCUUUCACGUUGGACAAAUGCAUUACAAGUGCAGUCAGUGUGGGAAAGCUUUCAGCCGCAAAGACACACUUGUCCAGCACCAGAGAAUCCACACUGGAGAAAGGCCUUACGACUGCAGCGAAUGUGGGAAAGCCUUUAGCCGCAAAGCCACGCUUGUCCAGCAUCAGAGAAUCCACACUGGAGAAAGGCCUUAUGCAUGCAGUGAAUGUGGGAAAACCUUUAGCCGCAAAGACAACCUUACUCAGCAUAAAAGAAUUCACACUGGAGAGAUGCCUUAUAAGUGUGGCGAAUGUGGGAAGUACUUCAGCCAUCACUCCAACCUCAUUGUCCACCAGAGAGUUCACAAUGGAGCGAGACCUUAUAAAUGCAACGAUUGCGGGAAAGUCUUCAGACACAAAUCCACGCUUGUUCAGCAUGAGAGUAUCCAUACUGGAGAAAAUCCUUAUGUUUGCAGUGACUGUGGGAAAUCCUUUGGCCACAAGUACACCCUCAUUAAACACCAGAGAAUUCAUACUGAGUCAAGACCUUUUGAAUGCAUCGAAUGUGGGAAAUUCUUUAGUCGCAGCUCUGACUUUAUUGCACACCAGAGAGUUCACACAGGUGAGAGGCCUUUUGUGUGCAGCAAAUGUGGGAAAGAUUUCAUCAGAACCUCCCACCUUGUUCGGCACCAAAAAGUCCACACUGGAGAAAGGCCAUAUGAGUGCAGUGAGUGUGGGAAGUCGUACAGCUUAAGCUCCCACCUCAUCAGGCACCAGAAGGUUCACGCUGCCGGAAGGCUUUAGGGGCGCCUCCAGCACAGCAGGGCCGCGGAAGGGAUUACCCUUCGAGAGGGAGCCGUUGAUCGGACGUUGAGCUUCAUAUGUCUGAACCUCGACACGGGGGAGACCCACUCAGGUCCCUUGCCUCAUUUGUCAGUGUCAGUGCCCGUGCCUGGAACCAUUUCAGCCUGACCAGCCUAGUUACCCUGAUACCCUCAGCGGAGGCGGAACUUUGUACCCCCUCCAGUCCCUGGAGGGAAGUAUAAGAAAUGUGAGUUAAUGGGGGUCCGCGUUUCCUCCGCCCUGGAAGACGUGUGGACAUGACCCAUCUAGAACCAGGAGGUCCUGAGCUGUGUUCCGGUAGCAGAAAAGCUUUACUUCAUGGACGUUGUUGGACUCACACGACACUUGGGACAGAUUGUUCCAGCCUCCAGGGCACCCAGCCUGGAUAACUGCUUGUCUCGUGUUGCUCUGGUUUGUGUGCUAAUAAAGACUUCAUUAUUUAAGCCA
Camelus dromedarius (Arabian camel) is the source of this 5797-nucleotide messenger RNA. RefSeq names its product zinc finger protein 134. The record is from RefSeq and is a predicted model, not a curated record. Gene Ontology annotation, molecular function: sequence-specific DNA binding; DNA-binding transcription factor activity, RNA polymerase II-specific. Gene Ontology annotation, biological process: regulation of transcription by RNA polymerase II. Bases 4175 to 5311 code for a protein of 378 amino acids. The transcript is spliced from 2 exons. Gene Ontology annotation, cellular component: nucleus. NCBI's taxonomy places the organism in Eukaryota, Metazoa, Chordata, Mammalia, Artiodactyla, Camelidae.